Colletotrichum karsti is the source of this 312-nucleotide messenger RNA. RefSeq lists its product as uncharacterized. The record is from RefSeq and is a predicted model, not a curated record. The transcript is spliced from 2 exons. The coding region runs from base 1 to 312 and encodes 103 amino acids. NCBI's taxonomy places the organism in Eukaryota, Fungi, Ascomycota, Sordariomycetes, Glomerellales, Glomerellaceae.
AUGUCUGCCAACCCCAACUCCAGGUUCGCUCCUCCGCCGAAGACUCAGGUCCAAGGACGGGAUUUGAGCUACAAGGAACAGCUCGACCAAGCCGCCCACGACGCCCGGGAACCCGAUGAAGAGCCGAAGCAGAACCCCAUCGUAGAAAAAGCCGCCGCCAAGAUCUUCGGCAACCCGCAAGAGGAAAAGGAGGAGAAGAUUUCGCGUCCCGGCAUCCCUGGCCCGCCGGAGCGGCCUUACGACGACGCCCAGGUCGAGGAAUUCAUCCGCCAGCAGCACCGCAGCAAGGGCAAGGACGGCGUGCUGGAAUGA